This is a messenger RNA of Diabrotica virgifera virgifera (western corn rootworm), 3997 nucleotides long. RefSeq names its product protein spaetzle (gene spz). Gene Ontology annotation, biological process: innate immune response; central nervous system formation; regulation of Toll signaling pathway. Gene Ontology annotation, molecular function: growth factor activity; Toll binding. Bases 133 to 816 code for a protein of 227 amino acids. The record is from RefSeq and is a predicted model, not a curated record. The transcript is spliced from 6 exons. Gene Ontology annotation, cellular component: extracellular region. Lineage: Eukaryota; Metazoa; Arthropoda; Insecta; Coleoptera; Chrysomelidae.
CUAAUUAGGGUCCACGGCAACCAAAUAAUUGAAAUGUUGCAAGUAGAAAGUUUUUAUCGCAAGCUUGAUCAGUCCGCAAGAAAGUUCGUCAGGUUCAAGUUGUAUUCGUGAUACGUGCUGUGUGAAAUAAUAAUGUUGUUUAAAUAUUUGUGUUCUGUUGUGAUGUUUAUAGUUUUUUAUCUGGUAUCUUCUAAAAUUGCAAAACCAGUUGAUAGUACUAUUGAGGUCGCAGCAUCAAACGAAACCAGUAAAAGGUACCAAAGAUCUGGAGCCAUAAUCUUCCCUGAUGACGAUUUCAACCCAGAAGUACUUCCACGGUUAAAAGGGGCUCCUAAAUGUGCCAAGGGUUCAACAUUUUGCGAGCAUUUUGAGGACUAUCCGCAUUUACUAUUAAAAAAUAUUCUCAAGGAACAUAGUGUAAAUAAAGACCUUUUUGGAACCGACAUAGUGCCACAAUUUGAAGCAAGAGACGGUUCAAAUGAUCUGUUCGUUUGUCAAUCGAAAGUGAUGACAAUAUUUCCGAAAGUGGCUAAAAAUGUUAACAAUGAUUGGAGGAUUAUUAUUAACCAGGGAGAAAAAGAAGGAUACAUCCAAGGUGUAGUAAUAGAGACAUGUAUGGGGAGAGACAGACAAUGCGAUAUCUUAGGAGACAUCAUGGACGAUUUCGUAACAACUUGCAAACAGAAAUACAUCUACAGACGUCUUCUUUCCCUAAACGACGCAGGAAAACCGGUCCAAGAUACAUUCAGACUCCCAUCUGCUUGCUGCUGCUCUUACAGAAAAAAUUUUGACUUUUUGGCCGGACUCGACACUUGAACAUUUCUUUUAUGUCAUAUUACCGCACCCUGAUAUUUAGGAUACAGCCAUUCUUCAAAGCACUAGGUUUUAUUUCAUACAUUAUAAUAUACAACACGUGAAUUUAAUCGGCUAAAACAGUACUGAAGAUUAUAUUGUGAUAUUAGAUACUAUUUGAUGGCUCUGGAAGUGGAGAUAAGUUGAAUGUUGAACACUCAAUGUUCUAGAAGAGAUAUUAUGUACUUCUGCUUUCUGAAAAGUACUACCUAUGUACAUAUUACUCUGUUGUUUUGCGAAUGAUAACAGACAACGCUCUUCUAUAGGAACCUACCUCUACCAAUACAGUACUACAAACUCUAGUACCUCAUAAUAGUACUAUAUUUAUACAAUUUAUAUAGUUAAAGAUUCUUCUGCUCUUCAUGCCUUCCUCUGUUUUGACUUUUUGGCUGGACUCGUUACUUACUUGAACAUUUGUUUUAGCGACAUAUUAUACUGUACCUCGAUAUUUAGGAUACUGAAUUUGCUUGGCUAAAACAGUACCGAAGUUUAUAUUGCGAUAUUAGAUACAAUUUUAUGGCUCUGGGAGUGGAGAUAAGUGAAUGUUGAACACUCAAUGCCCUAGAAGAGGUGUAUGUACUUCUGAUUCCCGAAAAGUACUAUGUACCUACUACUACUCGGUUAUUUUGAGAAUGAGAAUAGGAUCGCAGUAAUAUGCAAUACCACAAUCACCGCUCUUCUAUAAGUACCUACCUCUACCAAUACAGUACUACAAAUACUAGUAAUAGUACUAUUACAUUUAAAUAAUUUAUAUAGUUAAUGAUUCUUCUGCUCUUCAUGCCUUCCUCUUUUUCAGUUUUUGCCAGUAUCUAACGAAUAACUUGUCAUUGUUUCAUUGUAAGGGUUUUUCCCAGGCCCAUAUCAUCAGCUACUGUAUCUACCGAUCGUUUUUGUUUUUCACGUCACAUCAUCAUCAUCAUCAGGGCUUUUCAUUCCGGGUGGAAUGUUUGCCGCUCUUACUCUGAUUCGCUUAUUGCGGUGAAUCACUCCGCAUUCCACUUGUAUGUUGUCAAAGUUUAUUGUAUGACUUGGCUUUCGCUACAAUUUUCUUCCACUCAUUUCGAGUUCAUUCCAGUUUCUCACUUUUAGAAUUUUGGAUCUCCCAUCUCUCUCUGGGUUUUCCCCUUGGUCUUUCAGUUUUUGGUUUCCAUCUGGUGAUCUUCUUAAUCAGUAGGUCGUUUUUCCUCUUCUCUAUGUGUCCCAGCCAUCUCAGCCUCUGUGCUUUAAUAAAUCUAACUAUAUCUUCUCCCUUCAUUAUUUUUCUUAGUUCAUGGUUCAUUCUUAUUCUCAUUUCUCCGUUGUCUAUUAUUUUAGGUCCCAUAAUCCGUCUGAGGAUUUUCCUUUCGUAUAUUCUCAAUUUUUCUUCAUCUUUUUCCGUGAGGCACAUUGUCUCAGCUGCGUACGUAAUUACUGGUCUGAUUGCAACUCUAUAUUUUCAGUUUUGUAUUUCUGGAUAAAUUCUUGUCCUUCAUAAGCCUGUGAUAUCUCCAGUAUGUUUUGUUGCCUGCUAGUAUUCGUUCCGUUACUUCUUCACUUCUCUUGUUUUGGCCAUUCACUAUUACUCCCAAAUAUUUAAAUUGUUGGACUCUUUAAAAAGUGUAGUUUUCUAUUUUGAUUUCGUUCGUCCUGUUAUCUUCUCUUCUAGAGCAGAGUAGAUAUUUUGUUUUUCCUUCGUUAAUUUCUACUUACUGUUAAGUAAUUGUUACUGCUUCUUUUAAUCUUUCCUUGUCUCUUCCCAUAAGAACUAAAUCAUCUGCAUAUACAACUAUUUGUGUUGAGGCGUGGGCUAUAGUCACAUAAGCCAAGAAAAUCUCCGCCCGCAGAACUGUUGCCGGUGCCGGUCCUAAGCCCGGAUAAAGGAGGAGGGGUUCUACAACCAGGUUGGCACCCUACUGGUAGAUGUUAAAAUUCAUUACGACGACUAACAUGAGAAAUAGGACAACCAAUUUAUGGAAAGUUAGAAAUAUACUUCGCAUUGGUAUUUGGAACGUGAAGUCUCUAAACACAAGAGAGCAGAAAAUUACAAAAGAGCUUGUAGAAAAAAUAUAGGCAUAUGUGCACUACAAGAGACGAAGAAAGAAGAAAAUACUCAAAUUAUGCCUGGAUGACUUUCUCGUGAUUUAUAGUGGUUGCGAAAGAAUAGUAAUAAUAUAAUAACAGUCUCCCGUUUUAUACCGCUAACGCGGCUUUGGGAUUAUAGCAGGGUAGUCUGCUAUGUCUAUAGGGCCUACUGUAUACAAGGAAGGUCACAGGGGCAGUGCUACGCUUCAACCGCCAAUUAUUACCCCUGGUUUUACCCAUGGUACUCAUUUAUAUUCAGGCUGAGUCGACCUGGGGCCUGUAGACAGUUUAAAAAAUGUCUAGAUGUGCCGGCGCUGGGUUUCGAACCCCGACCUACCAGCAUGCGAGUGAAACAUCCUACCACCUGAGCUAUCUGGACCCUACGAAAGAAAGAAACCAUAGCCAAAGAAGAAGACACAGUUAGUAGGUACACAGAAAAUUUGUACCCCAAGUACAAGAAUUUAAAUAUACUUACUGAAAGUAAAAUAUAAAUAUACUUACUGAAAGAAUACUUGGUGUAGAAGUCAACCUGGAUGUCAAACUUCUGAAUGUGGUAGCAAUCUAUGCACCUGAGAUCAAUAAAGAUACCACCACAAGAGGAAACUUCUAUAAAUACCACAGAUUAACAUAACGUUAUGUGUGAAUACCUUCAGAUUCUAAUAAACGAGACCCCAAAUGACGAAUUUAUAUUCUCUUUUUCCUACAAAAUUUCAGUUUUUUUUCCGUUUCAUAUCAUAUAAUAUUGAGUUAUUUAUAAGUUGCCUUUUAUGAAGAGUAAGGAAGAGAGCAAAAGAAAUAUUUUUAUACUUUAUUACAUAUUACAAAUGAAACUAGAUGCAGAAUGAGGGAUGUUUGUAGAAACAAAGGGCUACUUAAUAAGAAUGUUGAAGUAAGAAGAUGCAUAUUCAUCGGUUAUGAAUCAGAUGAAAUCGGAAGUCAUAGUUGUCCUAAAUUUAUAAUAAAGUUUACAAAAAUAUUACUUUUCUACACAAAUUAUUGUAAUGUUCCUUGUAAAUAUUGUAUUGUAUUAUAUUGUAAUAUAAGUACUUACCUAUUAAAUGUAAUAUAUUAGAUCUUGGGAAAA